Zootermopsis nevadensis is the source of this 2110-nucleotide messenger RNA. RefSeq names its product esterase FE4. The record is from RefSeq and is a predicted model, not a curated record. NCBI's taxonomy places the organism in Eukaryota, Metazoa, Arthropoda, Insecta, Blattodea, Termopsidae.
AUAAGAUUUGUGAUCGGUUUACUGAAGUGGAUACCAAGUGUUGAUUGUGGAAGUAACUCGUGAUUGACACUAAUUGCUUCCAACAGUAUUUCUUGUGCUCUGAUCGCACAUUUGGUUACCGCGAAACAAUUAAACAUAUCUCAGUAUCUGUUUCCGGUGUGUAAUACGUCAAUUCCACUGCACUACACAAUUUACCAGGAAAUUAUAAACAAUGGGAACACAACAGAUGGGCCACUGGAGCGUGGCCUCCGGCCGGCCAUUCGGUCUAACUUUUAACAUCGGUUAGCUCUUAAUUACCUUCGGAUGGCCAGUCGAUUGGCAGAAGGAAUGGCGACCGUCCUCACCUUCGUGGUCAUUCUGGCCAGCGCCAACGAACUCCUGUCGGCUCCAGCUGAAGAUUACGAUGUCACAGUUCGGACGGAGCGAGGGCUUCUAAGAGGACUCCGGAUCGAAUCUGCCCGCAGUCAAGAGGUCCUCGCCUUUCUGGGCAUUCCUUACGCCAGACCCCCAGUGGGAGACUUGCGUUUCAAGGCUCCUCAACUAGCGGAACCGUGGACCGGGACCUACGAUGCCACCGUACAGGGAAGCCACUGUCCCCAGCAGGACUUAAUGUCCGGCAAAUUUACAGGGAGUGAAGACUGUCUCUUCCUGAACGUAUUCACCAAGAAGUUGCCUGAAGCUUCCGAGGAGCUGAAGGCUGUGAUGGUGUGGAUCCACGGAGGCUGCUACAAAGGAGGGUCUUCGAGUCCGGUCGUGUACGGCCCCGAUCACAUCCUCGCUGAAGAUGUUGUCCUGGUGACCAUCAACUAUCGGCUGGGACUUCUAGGAUUCUUGAGUCUGAUCGAGGCCGGAAUUCCGGGCAACAACGGCAUGAAGGACCAGGUGUUGGCCCUGCGGUGGGUGCAGCGGAACAUCGAGCACUUCGGCGGGGAUCCGGGCAGAGUGACCAUCUUCGGGGAGAGCGCAGGGGGCGCCAGCGUGCACUUCCACCUGCUGUCUCCAAUGUCCAGAGGGUUGUUCCAUCGAGCCAUAGCUCAAAGUGGAUCAGCUCUGGACCCGUGGGCGUACGCCGAGCCGGAGUUCCUGCGCAGGAAGGCGAUCACAGUGGGCGAGCGGAUGAACUGCAGCACUGCAGACCCUCAGGAACUUGUGCGAUGCCUGCAAGCAGCUCCGGCUGACUUGAUAGUCGAGAAGACCAUCGUGGGGGUUUUCAGUACCUCUGGUACGGUGGUGCCGGUCAGGCCGACGAGGGAGGACGGAGGCGUCAGUGGUGAAGACGUGUUCCUGCCAGGCGAACCGGCAGAGCUGAUAGCUUCAGGAAACUUCCUCAACGUUCCUUACAUAACCGGGGUAAACUCUAGAGAAGCCAUCAUUUAUAUGGAAGAUAUUCAGUCGAUCCCGUCCUUCUGGGAGGAUUUCGACAACCAAAUGGUGAAUGUCAUCACCGACCUUCUGGACAUGGACGAUCGCAGUGAGGCGAAUGAAAUAGCGCGCAAGGCACUCACUUUCUACGCUGGAGACGACGGCACAGUUAACAAAACUCUUCCAGGAAGGUACGUGGAUAUGUUUUCUGACCUGGCGUUCGUGGUCGGAGCGGAUCGAACGGUGAAGAUGCAGGCAGCCCUGUCAACGGCGCCCGUCUACUCGUACUUGUUUGCGUUCGACGGCGCCCUGGGCCUCGCCAAGCUCGCCUUUGGCACUGUCAUGGACGGCGUCUCUCACGCCGAUGAGCUGGGAUAUCUGUUCCACACCGCGAUCAGCCCCCCUGUGAACGAAGAUUCUGACGAGAUGAAAGUUUUGUUGAACAUGGUGAAGAUGUGGACCAACUUCGCAAAAACCGGGGACCCCACCCCACAGCGGGACAGUCUGCUGAGCGUCACGUGGGACCGGGCCACCAAGACCGAGAACGUGUACCUCAGCAUUGACAGGCAGCUGAGCAUGAGGCGAGACCUCUUCAGGGAACGAAUGCAGUUCUGGGAAGACGUUCUGAGACGUCACGACCACGAGUAAUUUCAGUUUCUCCAAUUGUCUUUAAGCCACGCCUCACGCUUAGUCUCGAAGAAACUUUCUUUAAUAAAUGGGGAAGUGCCUUCGUUUGACUGUGUCUUAA